UUUUGUGGCAAGAAGUCCUGAAAGAUUACUAAUGAAAAUGGCAAGCGAGCGGGAGAGUGAUCCGAAAGUGUUGCUGGUGCCAGGGAGUGCCUGUAGACAUGGUAUGAAAUUCACCUGGGGCGUAGGGAAUCAGCUGUUUGUUUUUGCUGGAACGCCAACAUCUGCUGAAGAUGAAGUUAGUGGCGAAGGUGCUGAGGCAGCAUAUGUCCAUGAUGUCAGAUGGAACACAGACAUGCAUGAUGUGUACACUAGAAAACUGGUCAAUGAGUCAAACAAUAUAUUCUUAAUGCUUCAAAGCCAUGAACAUGGUAUAGAGGGGACAGGAAGAAAGCCACAGCUUGUAAAAUUCAGUCGGAACUACAGAUCUGUGCUCAAAGCUUGCAUAAUGGAUUUAAUCGCUGCAAGAGAUUCUGUAAUGGAGGAAGAAGUGAAGAAAUACUACCACAGUCAAAUGGAGCUUUUCCAAAUGAUAGAACUCAUCUGGAGUCUGUGUGAAAUCCUGUUCAUAGAGACCCUGCCUGGUGGUAUUUUACUGGUCAAAUUGCUUGAUUGGUUGAAGUGGCACUUCAAUGAAGGGGAGAAAAAAGCUAGAGAUGUACUUAGAGAAGACACACCUGAAGAGAACCCAGAAUACUGGGAGGCUGUCUACUGCUACGUCCUCCAAGGUCGCAUAGAGGAAGCCCGGAACAUGUUGUCCUUGCACUCGCUCAGGCAAACAGAUGCGUAUGAGAGCAUGGAUGAGCUGUUACGCAAGAUGCCAUGCUUUACAUACUUUACUGGACAGUCCACAGCAGAGUUUGACAUGAAGUGGAGACACUGGCAAGAAGAAAGUGUCAGAAGGUUGGAAGACGGAGAAUUCAGAAACCAUAAAAAUUUGGAAACCAUUUGCAAGAUUCUAAUUGGGGAUGACCAAGUAUUUAUACAGCUGAAAGACCUCUGUGAGUGCUGGUAUCACAUGAUGGUCUCCAAGCUUCUCUACCAGAACCCGACUGUAAAGGCAUUUGAUCUCCAAUAUCACACACAGUCCUGUAUUGAUGCCUAUGGGGGCAACAGCAAAGUGGAUCCCUUGGAGAAUAUCCUACUGGCUGCCAUAGAGUUUGACAUUCACCAGGUCAUCAAAGAAAGCAGUUCUUAUUUAAGCAACUGGUGGUUUGUGUCUCAUCUCACUGAUCUUCUGCAUCACUGUGGACAGCUGGAGGCACACAAACUCAACUUUGGGUCAAACUUGAGGGAGUAUUUAUUGCUGGAAUAUGCCUCUGGUCUGAUGUCACAUGAAAGUCUCUGGCAGGUUGGAAUUCCCUAUCUUGAUCACUGUCCAGAGUUUGGAAGGCAAUAUUUAGAGCAGUACAUUGAACAUAUUCCACUUAGUUCAGAAAGGAAAGCUCAUAAAGUACUUCGUAUAUGUGAACAGAGAGACAUGCAUGACCAAGCUAACAGUAUUUGUAAAGUGAUGGGAAUGAAGGCACUGCACAAUGACAGACUGGGAUCAGCCUUGUCUUGGUGCCUCAAGUCAAAGGAUGUCACUUUCGCCACCUACCUUGCUGAACAGUUCCUCACCAGGUACAGGGCAACAGGUGACUUCAGUAACCUUGACCUUCUAGAUAACCUGGGACAAGCCAUGCUCUUAAGUGACAGACUAACAUUCCUUGGAAAAUAUAGAGAAUUUCACAAGUUAUAUGAAGAUGGGGACUUUGAAGCAGCAACUUCACUCCUGCUGUCUCUACUGACUGCAAGACUUGCACCAAAAAAAUUUUGGCUGACACUCCUCACUGAUGCAUUGCCACUGUUAGAAGCAGACGAGGUUGUCUUCACUAGUCAACAGACCUAUGAAUUAAUGCACUGCUUGGAAGAGUUAAGUUUGGCUGAAAAAUUGGAAGCAGAAGAGAAAACAGACCAACUAGUGGGUGAUCACAAGGGGUUUUCUGAUGCAGAGUUGGAAAAGAUGAGUUUGAUCAAACUGGCACUGACUAGGAACCUUGCCCGGGCUAUAGUACAUGAAGGGACAGUGCUGACCUGACACACUAGCCAGAAUUAAUAUUUGUAAAUUGGGAUAAUUACCAUGAGCACAGAACUCCACCAAGGAAAAAGGCCAUUACUAGCAAUAAGAUAUAGGAGACAAGGCUUCAGAAUUACCUGAAUAACUGUUCAUCUUAAUUAAAAUGUUAUUUAAAUUUGUAAUGGCAUAGCUUGUCCACUAACAAACAGACAAACUAACACUGGGGAAAACAUAAUCUUCAUUUGCAGAAACAACUGAGUGUUUUUGUGGACAGAAGUGUUCAAUUGUCUAACAAGGACAAAUAAAAAAUCCUGCCGUUGACACUGUGGAGUCAUAUAGUAACUUAUACAAUUUGUGCACAUAAAUAGCCUUGAAUGUGUCAGUUCUUCAAAACACACAGGUGAUUGCAACACAAGUGUGUUUUGGGGGGACAAAAACAAAAGUAUAAAGUACUAUUUUUGGGAAAUGUUUGUGAAAAGGUUUGCUAAUGUAAGA
Lingula anatina is the source of this 2491-nucleotide messenger RNA. Its product is annotated as nuclear pore complex protein Nup85-like. NCBI's taxonomy places the organism in Eukaryota, Metazoa, Brachiopoda, Lingulata, Lingulida, Lingulidae. Gene Ontology annotation, biological process: positive regulation of DNA-templated transcription; protein import into nucleus; mRNA export from nucleus. The record is from RefSeq and is a predicted model, not a curated record. Gene Ontology annotation, molecular function: structural constituent of nuclear pore. Gene Ontology annotation, cellular component: nuclear pore outer ring.